AAUUGUUGAUCUUCAUCAAAUGAAAGAGUAUUAACAAUCCUAAUUUGCUCAGAAGACCAUGAAUAUAAGAAGAAACAAAUGUCGGAAUUAGUUCAAGCAACAAUGGUAGAAAAAAGCUCUUUCUCAGGAGCAAAUGAUCCAAAAUGGGUUGUGAUCCAGGAGACAAAGUUAUUCUUGUGAUGGUUUUGAAAUGAUUGAUUGGCAAAUAUAAGUUGGGCAGACAUUUAAAUACAAAAUGGCAAAUCUAAAAUUCAAUCAAUUGUUGCUUAGGAGAGAGGAGAGAGAAAGUUAGUUGAAGAGAAUCAUGUGAACUAACCUAAAUUCACUCCACCUAUUUCUUUUUAUAUGUGAACUAAAAUCAUUCCCAGAAGCUGAUGCCCAUGUGGAAAACUUUAAAAACAACACUUGAGUUGUUUUUUAAGCAAUUAUUGUACAAGAACAACUAACAAACUUGUUUUUAAGGGGAAACCAGUAAACAUAGACAUAAGGAAAAAAUCUUCAAGUUUCUGUUGAAUUUAAAAGCUUUCCACACUUUCAAUUCUGGAUCAGAUCAGCUGUGUGAAAUGCAUAACUCACUGGUUUUUUAGCAAAACAAUGAUUGCAUUUAUUGGCAGCACCUUUACUUUUUUAAAGAAAACUUUCACUAUUGUAACCCUUUUUCAUGUCAAAGAGGACAAUCGGCACUAAGAGUAGGGGCUAGAGUUGCUGUCUAACGAGAAACAGUUCAAAGUUUCAUGGAGUCCCAGAAAGCAGAAUCAGCAACUAACAAAGCUAUUGAUCCGGCCCUUAUGUCAUGUCGAAAGAAAAAGUCUGAGAGUGCAACAUUUUUGGAGGACGUCAGAGAUCAUAUCGACGAGUUCAUCCAUGCUUCAAUGGAUGAACACAAAUCUUGCUUUAAAAAGACCAUAAAGAAAAUGUUUGGGAUGUCAAAAGUUGUUGCUGAGAGGAAUUCAGAAUCCGAAGGAGUCGAGGUUUCGUUGCCGCUCCAGACUUCAGUUUCCCAGUAAAGAGUGAAGUAUGGCUCCUUUCCUGUUAUAUAAAUACAGUUCAAUUUUGUCGUUGGUUUGUUACAUUCACAUGAAGUGUUGUGAUUAAUAAUUAGUUAAACUGAACAAAUGUUGUGUGAGCGGUCUGCUAUUGGAGUACAGUUUCAACAUUCUGCUUUAUUUUGGUUUCCA
Molecule: messenger RNA, 1178 nt
Organism: Phalaenopsis equestris
Lineage: Eukaryota; Viridiplantae; Streptophyta; Magnoliopsida; Asparagales; Orchidaceae
Exons: 3
Coding region: 735-1007 (90 amino acids)
Source: RefSeq, a predicted model, not a curated record